Messenger RNA from Lodderomyces parapsilosis, 723 nucleotides. It is a transcript of the gene SOL1, whose product is annotated as Sol1p. The record is from RefSeq and is a predicted model, not a curated record. Lineage: Eukaryota; Fungi; Ascomycota; Pichiomycetes; Serinales; Debaryomycetaceae. The transcript has a single exon. Bases 1 to 723 code for a protein of 240 amino acids.
AUGUCUGAUGUCCCUCUUACUCCACCAAGGAGAACCAAAAAACACUCCACUUUUUCCACGCCAAAUCAAUAUGCUUUACUUACUCCAGCAACCAGUGCCAAAAAGUCAAAGAGCUUUAGUAACACCAACAUUUCAAGUGCUAAUAGGCUAUCAGCGAUCGCACCAAAUACACCUCAAAAAUCACCAUCUAAAACAAACUCUCACAGAAAGAGGAAUUUUAAUGACAUUUUUGUUGAUACAAAUACGCAGAGUUGUGAGAAGUUACCUAUGGGACUUUUUCUACCUUCACCUCGUAUAGUCGGCUCAGGAAGAAAUGGGAAACAUUUGCCUGUUUCGAAUAAUAGAUCUGAAGUGAGGGAGGAGCCCCCCACGACACCAGGCAAACAAGUGAUUAACGAGGAGAUGGUGAAACAAUGGCACAACACCAGUGAUGAUGAAGAGGAGGUUGAGAUCAUGACACUAGAGGAGACGAAAAAGAUUCCAAAAGUGCAUUUGCCCAACCCAUUCUUGACCAGCGAGAGUAGCCCUAGUGUCAAGGAGCAGCAUAGCUUGGAGCUGUCGAACCCAUUUUUAGACAAUAAGGAAAAUGACCUCAAACAAAAGGUUGAUUACAAUACACAUAUGGAAUUGAUAAAUAACAAGACAGGUCAACGUAAAGUGGUGAAGUUGACCAAAAAUCAAAUGAAGAUAAAACCAAAAAAGUUAUCUUUUGAAGGGUUAUAG